CCCCCGUGGUCAUCCCGCUGGUUCUGCACAACCUCGCCAACAGAGAAACGGACGUGUCGCUCAAUCCACACACAACUCGGAGAAGCCCUAAUUGAUAAAAAAAAGGCCAAGGGAAAAAUUGCAUCCGUCGCCACAAACCAUGGACAUGUCCAUUGAUUACGAUCAACGCAGUUUAUUCGAGGACGCCCUCAAAAAAGCUGAAGCUACCUACGCCAAAAACCCUCUCGAUGCCGAGAACUUGACUAGAUGGGGAGGAGUGCUGCUGGAGUUAUCUCAGUAUCAGGAGGGUCCAAAAUGCAAAGAUAUGGUUCAACUCGCUAUUGAUAAGCUGGAGGAGGCAGUUAUGGUCAACCAUAACAAUGCCAAUGCUCUCUGGUGCCUUGGAAAUGCAUACACAUCGAAUGCAUUCCUAAUCCAAGAUUUUGAUGAGGCUAAGGACUACUUUGAAAAGGCAACCCUAUACUUUGAGCAAGCAUUCGAACUGGAACCAAAAAAUGACCUUUAUAGGAAAUCUGUGGAAAUGUCUUCCAAGGCUCCUGAGUUACAUGUGGAGAUCCACAAGCAUGGUUUGGGUCAGCAGGCUAUGGAUGCAGAACCUUCAUUAUCUAUUGGAACUAAGCAGAGCUCAAAGAGGAGCAGAAGCAGUGACCUCAAAUAUGACAUUUUUGGAUGGGUAAUCUUAGCAGUUGGCAUCUUUGCAUGGGUAGGCUUCGCAAAGUCGAACGUUCCUCCACCUCCUCCUAGAUAAAGCUAAAACGACGGCAUCUGCUUUGGCGUAAGUUGUUGGCUGCCAAAGAACUAUCCCUUGGUAGUUAGUUGUGUGCCUGAAAUAACUUUUUUUAUCGGAUUAAUUUUUGGGUAGAGCCUUUUCGUUGAUGUUACCAAUAAUGUUAACGUUCUUUUCGGUGACUUCUUUAUUAUUUGUUCUUGAGGUUCUUGAUGCUGUUUCCUAUUAUUCUCUCACCACACCUUUUCUAGCCUGGCUUGUUUAUUAUACUCUUGUGUUUGAAGAUAUUGUCCACUUCUUUGCACUGGCAAACAGUUGUGAUAUGUACCUGAUGUGGUGUUUAAUUUCUUGAUACAUUAUCAUUUUAGGUUGGCCAGUGUGAAAUUUUUGGCUCUGGAACCACAUUAGGCAUUUGCAAUUUGUAGGUGCAGAAUGGUUAGCAAUGCUUUGUUGUUAUACUGCUGCUGUUUGUUUACC
Molecule: messenger RNA, 1204 nt
Organism: Striga asiatica
Lineage: Eukaryota; Viridiplantae; Streptophyta; Magnoliopsida; Lamiales; Orobanchaceae
Source: the annotation of a GenBank genome assembly